This is a messenger RNA of Triticum turgidum subsp. durum (durum wheat), 1638 nucleotides long. The record is from the annotation of a GenBank genome assembly. NCBI's taxonomy places the organism in Eukaryota, Viridiplantae, Streptophyta, Magnoliopsida, Poales, Poaceae.
AUGCUGGACCUGGAUCAUUCAACCCAUCGGUUCAUGCUGGAGCUGGAUCCACAAAAGGACUAUCGGCAAAGGAACCCUUUGUCAUCGCCAGAGCCGCCAGAGAGCGAAGGCAUCAUUCAGCUAAGGAGGGCUCACUAUCUGGUGCUGCUACUUGCCACUGUUGCAGCGACCAUCACCUACCAGGCAGGGAUGAACCCGCCGGGCGGCUUCUGGCCUGACGACCGUGACGGGCACAAGGGCGGCGACCCAGUGCUGGUGACCACGCACCCCAGACGUUACAGGGCGUUCUUCUACUGCAACUCCGCCGCUCUGGUCGCCUCGGUGGUUGUCAUCAUUAUGGUCCAGAGCAAGCAUCUGACAUCGAGCGCCGUCCACAAGAGCCACGGGCUGGAGGCCGCCAUGAUACUGGACCUGCUUAGCCUCAUGGCUGCGUAUGCGGUCGGUUGUGCCCGGGACGUGAGCACCUCCCUCCACGUCGUCGCUCUGGCCGGCGCCGUCCUGGUCUACGUGGUCAUACACAUCGCCUUGUUCACGCUAGACCACAAGGGCGACAGCAGAGGCGACGACAAGGAGGAAGAGAAAAUGUUGAAGAGGCGCAAAGUACUGCUGCUGCUCGCCAUCUUGGCCGCCACCAUCACGUACCAAGCUGGGUUGACCCCCCCGGGAGGCUUCUGGGUCGACGAGGACGUGCCCGGUGGGCACACCGCAGGCUACCCAGUUCUCUCAACCGGCUACCCUCGCCGCUACGCCACCUUCUUCUACUGCAACGCGGCGAGCUUCAUGUCAUCCAUAGCCGUCAUCAUCCUCCUCGUCAACCCGAACCUGUACCGGCUGGGCAUAAGGUGCUACGCCCUCUACGUGUGCGCGGUGGCGGGCCUGUUCGGCCUCAUGGCCGCCUACGCAGCCGGAAGCUCUCGCCAUCUCCGGACAUCCAUCUUCAUGAUCUCACUGGUGGCUGUGGUAGUCACCUUCAUAAUCUUACUCCUUCUAGCAUUCCAUUUCAAAUUCAAUAAGGGUCUCGGGCUCGGCAGCGCUCACGAAACCAAGGAGACCCCGAAAGGGAAAGAGGGGAACAAGAAAAGAUACACCAAGCGCAAGUACUUGAUGCUUGUGGGCAUCCUGGUUGCGAGCGUCACCUACCAAGCCGGCCUUACCCCGCCGGGCGGCGUCUGGCCGGACGGCAGCGACGGGCACGCCGCCGGCAACCCGGUGCUGCGCGACAGCAACAAGCAGCGGUACCGCUUGUUUUUCUACAGCAACUCCGUUUCUUUCUUGGCGUCCAUCGUCGUCAUCCUCCUCCUGCUGUUGGACGAGACGUUGUUCGACCCGAAGCAGGAGUUGGAAUCGGACGAUCUGCAUCUGCUCUGGGUGGCCCAGUCCUCGAUUCUGCUGGCCCUGCUUGGCCUCCUGUGGGCGUACGCCUCCGGCUGCAGCCGGGAGUGGAAGACAUCGGGAUAUGUCGUCGCGCUCGCCGUCGCUGUGCUGCUCUACAUGGCCAUCCAUGUGGCGCUAUCAUGCCACGACAAGAAAGGCAAAAAAACACCUCAACAGGACGGCAAAUCACCUGGCAAGCAAUGCAGUUCCGAAGACGGUGAAGGAAAGCUAGAGCGGGUUCAAUCUGAGAUUAACACUGUGUAG